Rubroshorea leprosula is the source of this 954-nucleotide messenger RNA. The record is from the annotation of a GenBank genome assembly. NCBI's taxonomy places the organism in Eukaryota, Viridiplantae, Streptophyta, Magnoliopsida, Malvales, Dipterocarpaceae.
UUAAAAAACAAAAACACAGGAUUCAGGGCAAAAAAUUAUGCAGAUGAAAUUGUUGUUGUGGAUGGUGGUGAUGAUGGUCAUAUUGCCAUCUUCUACCGUUACAGCAAGUUCAAAUAUUUCUUUAGAAAACUGCCCACAAAGAUGUGGAGACGUUAGCGUUCCUUUCCCUUUUGGAUUUGGCCGUCCUGAAUGCGCCAAAAACUCAACCUUCCUGCUUGAAUGCAACCAGAGCAGCAGCCUCUUGUAUGGCAACAUUUCAAUUAACGACAUAUCAUUGGAAGACGGCACCAUCACCGGACUCAUUGGCUCUGCCUACCAGUGCUACAACAGCAGCGCUUUUUUGUCGAAUUGGAGUGAUGCGAGUGUCAUGUUCAACAACUUGUCUUCCGUCAUAUCCAACAAUUUGUCUUUCAUCAUAUCCCCCAUCCACAACAAUUUUGUUGGCCUGGGCUGCGACACGAUGGCCAUAAUGUACAACAAAGAAGGAAGGUUCGGAGGUGGGUGCAACACCUUCUGCUAUAACGUUACCGAAGUCAGGAACGACACUUCUUGCUCCGGCUUCGGAUGCUGCCAGACCUCCAUCCCCAAGGACCUCAACCAAUUGAACAUUUCGGUUUUCAGUAGAUAUAACCACAAAUUUGUUUGGAAUUUCAACCCCUGCAGUUAUGCUUUAGUGGUUGCAAAUUCCUUUGAUAUAUCGAAAAUAAACUUCCUUGGUUAUUCGACAACUGCUCCAAUGUACCCCGUGGUGUUUGAAUGGGUGAUCGGAGAUCAGCACGGCUGCCAAGAUUAUUGCGGCCCUAAUGCUAAUUGCUCUUACUCCGACACUGGUGGUGGAUUUCGUUGUUCGUGCAAGCAAGGGUUCAUCGGAAAUCCCUAUCUCCCCCGAGGAUGUCAAGAAAUAUAAUAAUUUAUUAAGACAAAAUUUCAUAUUUAUUUUUAAGUAAAUAGUAU